Messenger RNA from Vigna unguiculata (cowpea), 2316 nucleotides. RefSeq names its product F-box protein SKIP2-like. Gene Ontology annotation, cellular component: SCF ubiquitin ligase complex. Gene Ontology annotation, molecular function: protein binding. The record is from RefSeq and is a predicted model, not a curated record. Lineage: Eukaryota; Viridiplantae; Streptophyta; Magnoliopsida; Fabales; Fabaceae. Gene Ontology annotation, biological process: SCF-dependent proteasomal ubiquitin-dependent protein catabolic process.
UUGACUUAUAUUAUUAUGUAAUUGAAUUAUCUCUGAUCGACGUCAUCUAUAUAUUAUUAUGUAAUUGAAUUAUAUCUGAUCGACGCGGAACUUCCGAUAAUAACAUUGGUCAAAUACAAAAAAAGACCCUUCUUUAAGAAUCAAGAGCUUCAUUUCGUCACCUUCAUUACCAAAUCCUCACUUUUUGUUAAAUAAAUAUCAUCUGGGUUGUUGUUAAAUCAGGGAGCCAUAAACCAUAUCUGACUUCAUCCUCACUUGAACCAUUCCUCAACCUUAAACUUCUUCUGGUGUUUGAUAGAUAAGAGUACAAAAAUGACUGUGAAAGAUUUUCCUGAAGAAUGUUGGGAAUCAGUGUUCAGAUUCCUUGGCCUUGGUCAUCACCAUUUGGAGUCUCUAUCUCUUGUUUGCAAACAGUUUCUUGCCAUCACAAAUAGGCUUAAAUUCUCUCUCACAGUGUAUGAUCCAACAAUUCCACUCUUUCCUCGGUUGUUCCUGAGAUUUCCAAGGCUCAAAAUCUUAGACCUGAGUCUCCUGAAUGGCCACCAUGAACACUUGCUUCAUCAAAUUUCACAAUCUGGGUUGGACCUUGAUUUGAUCAAUCUAUCCAACCAGAGAACACUUUCUGUUGAUGGCUUGCGAGAACUUGGCUCAAACAUGAGAAAUUUGAGGGCUCUGAUCUGUUCAAACAUUGGCUCUCUUCGUGAUAGUCAUCUGGUAAUCAUAGCUUAUUGUUUCCCAUUGCUUGAAGAGCUUGACAUAAGCUUCCCACUGAAUUCUCAAACAUCGGAUUUUGGAGUUCUAAGGUUGUCUUCUAUGCUUGAGAAUCUUCGCAAGAUUAACAUCUCUGGUAAUCACUUGAUCACUGAUAAAUCACUGUUCUCUCUCUGCCAAAACUGUUUGUCAUUGGAAGAGAUUUCAUUCUUCAUCUGUUUUAAGAUCACUCAAACAGGCAUUGCCUCUGCGAUCCGCCUCAGACCCGGUUUGAGAUCCAUUUCAUUUAACAUCGAAAAGAAAAGAAUACAUGGACCUGGUUUAACACUCACCCCCAUUGACUUGAAUUUGAUUGAUUCAUUCAAGAGUCUGAAAGGGUUAACUGCUAUAGAUUUGUCUAAUUCUGUUAUCUCAGAUGAGUUUCUCUUUGCGCUUGCAGAAGGUGGAGGGCUUCUGCUAAAGCAGAUUACCCUCCAAGAUUGUUGCAAUUGUACAUUCUCAGGAAUCUCUUAUGUGUUAUCCAAAUGCCAAUCUGUGCAAUGCUUGGAUCUUCGGAAAGUUGAUUUUUUAACUGAUGAAUGUAUCAGCAAGUUAUCUGUGUUUCUUCUUAGCCUAACCACUAUAAACCUAAGUGGUUGCUGCCAGCUGACAAAUUCAACAUUUUUCAUUCUCACAAGAAACUGUCCUUUGCUCAGUGAGAUCAAAAUGGAAAGAACCUAUCUUGGGGUGGAAGGAGAAGAAGAUUCAAUGAGGGAUUUUGCUGUGAACCUUGAAGUGAAAAAGGUGUUUUUGGGUGAUAAUGUUUUGCUGAGUGAUGCAAGUUUGCUUAAAUUUGUUUCCAUUUGCCCCAGUUUGCAGAUUCUUGACUUAAUCGGUUGUGAGGGUGUUUCUGGUGAAGGUGUUGUUGAGGUUUUGAAGAGAUGCAUUGAGAUAAGGCAUUUGAAUCUGGCUAAUACAGGAAUGAAAGUGUUUGAUAUAGACUUUGAAGUUUCCAAGCUGAAGGUGUUGAACUUGUCAGGGUCAAGAAUUGAGGAUGAAACUCUCUCAGUAAUUUCAAGAAGGUGUUGUGGACUAAUGCUUCUGGACAUUCAGAGUUGCUGGUUUGUGACAGAAAAGGGUGUUAGAGAAGUGGUAGAAAACUGCAAGACAUUGAAGGAGUUGAAUCUGAAGAAUUGUAGGUUGGUGAGUGAUGAUUUUGUUGAUUGGUUGGAGUUUUCAAAACCAUCAUUGAGAAUAAUAGUUACACCUACUGAUGUUGGUGCUUAUUACUGAUAUGAAGCUGAGGAAAUGAUUGUGAGAUGUGGACACCUUCUUGGUUGGUAGUGUGUUAAGAAUCAUGUGUGUUAAGGGUAGUGCUAUUUUAACCACACAUUCCACAACAAAGGAAAAGGGAAAAUAAAGAGAAGAGACAAAAAAAAAAUGUAAAUAAGAGGGAUGAUUUGAGGGAAAAAAGAAAGUUUUUAUGGGAAUUUUUAUUGUUAGACUAGCAUUGCACUGUUAAUAGCAUUUUUAUGAUAAGUUACAAGUAUUAGUUGUGUUGUGUAGGAAUUUUUUUUGUGUUUGAGGAAAAAAGUUGAGGCAUGUAACAUUUAUGUUGGGAAGAGG